AUGAAUGAUAUCUUCCCAGCGUCUGGUCCCAUUAGUUCCUCAGAGGGUGUUCCACAACCGGAUGGGACAAGGUUCACGGUCGAAGGCACGCCCCGGGCGCCUUACAGCGAGGAUCUGGUUGACCUGCUACAGGUUCACUGCAAUAUGAAGCGACAAUGA
Messenger RNA from Aspergillus tanneri, 159 nucleotides. RefSeq lists its product as uncharacterized. The record is from RefSeq and is a predicted model, not a curated record. Lineage: Eukaryota; Fungi; Ascomycota; Eurotiomycetes; Eurotiales; Aspergillaceae. The coding region runs from base 1 to 159 and encodes 52 amino acids. The transcript has 2 exons.